Molecule: messenger RNA, 496 nt
Organism: Hibiscus syriacus
Lineage: Eukaryota; Viridiplantae; Streptophyta; Magnoliopsida; Malvales; Malvaceae
Product: 60S ribosomal protein L27-3-like
Exons: 1
Coding region: 55-462 (135 amino acids)
Biological process (GO): translation
Cellular component (GO): cytosolic large ribosomal subunit; ribosome
Molecular function (GO): structural constituent of ribosome
Source: RefSeq, a predicted model, not a curated record
GAUUGGACUUUUUGCGUGGACAGAACCAGACGAGCAGCCGCUGCCGUCGUCGCCAUGGUGAAGUUUCUGAAACCCAACAAGGCCGUCAUCGUCCUCCAAGGUCGAUACGCCGGUCGCAAAGCGGUCAUUGUGAAAUCCUUCGACGAAGGCACCCGUGACCGCCCCUAUGGUCACUGUUUGGUUGCAGGGAUAAAGAAGUACCCCAGCAAGGUUAUCCGCAAGGACUCCGCCAAGAAAACAGCCAAGAAGUCACGCGUCAAGUGCUUCGUCAAGCUCGUCAAUCACCAGCAUCUGAUGCCCACGCGCUACACCCUCGAUGUGGACUUGAAGGACGUGGUUUCCGUCGAUGCUCUUCAGACCAAGGACAAGAAAGUGGCUGCUUGCAAGGCAACCAAGGAGAGGUUUGAAGAGAGGUUCAAGACCGGGAAGAACAGGUGGUUCUUUACUAAGCUUAGGUUUUGAGGCUCUUUUUGGUAUUGUGUUAUCGUCUUUGAAA